AUGCACGGAUCCUGCAACUGUGGCGCCGUUACCGUCGAGGCCGAGAUAGUGAAUGACGGCAAACCCACCGGAUUCGCCUGCCACUGUCGGAACUGCAAAAAGUCCAGCGGUGCAGGAGGCUGUGUUGUCAUGUUUGUGCCAUUCCCAAACGUCACCUUCGCGGGCCCGAUCACACACUACGCCGACAAGAACACCGACAGCGGACACAUCGUGAACCGUCAUUUCUGCGCAGUCUGCGGCAGUCCCAUAUACGGGCUAGCAAAGGAGUCUCUCCCCGGUUUAGCUUUGGUCCGGACCGCCCUGUUCGACGAGUUCGCCACGUCGCCGCCCAGACCGGCCGCCGAAAUCUACACAAAGGACCGCUGGGUCUGGGACGAACCGAUCCAGGGUGCCCAGCAAGUCCCGAUCGCGGGCGAGAGGUCUUGA
Messenger RNA from Fonsecaea multimorphosa CBS 102226, 426 nucleotides. RefSeq lists its product as uncharacterized. Gene Ontology annotation, molecular function: carbon-sulfur lyase activity. Bases 1 to 426 code for a protein of 141 amino acids. The record is from RefSeq and is a predicted model, not a curated record. The transcript is spliced from 3 exons. NCBI's taxonomy places the organism in Eukaryota, Fungi, Ascomycota, Eurotiomycetes, Chaetothyriales, Herpotrichiellaceae.